UGGGGAAGAGAGCAGGCAAGAUGUGAAGGCACUGAGGAGAGAAAAAAGGGGGAGACGUCGAUGCAAAAACCACUGAACACUGAUAUAAGACGUUUCCCUGCGUGCUAGUGUGGCUUUUGUGGUGAAACCAAGCGAUUAAAGGGGAUUUAUUUCGCUGUUAAAGACGGUUCUUCUUGAGGGCUGGGUGUGUUGGCUGGUGUUUUUGGUCACCGCGGGGAUUCAUGGGUCUUUGCUGUUCUGAUGCCUGAGCCUGGUGCUGCAGCAGUAGCCACCAUUAUGGCCGGCCUUUUUGCCACAGGCUUUGACCACAUCUGCUUCCCUGCCAUGGAAAAGCCUCCUCGGGUCUCCUCGGCCUUUCACUGAGAGAGACACAGCAGCACUCAGAGAAGAUGAGAGGAGGCAGAAGCAGGGACACUGGAUCGAGGAGAGGAGCAGGGACCCAGGCAGAGAGAAAGCAGAUGAGACAAGGAGAGAGAAAGCAAGCAAGCGAGCGCGCAUGAGAGAGAGAGAGUGUGUGUGAGAAGGCAGAGAGAGAAAGCGGGAGAGGAGGAGAGGGGGAGGUAGAGCGGGAAAGGAAAGAGCAGAGCAGUGCUGCAGAAUGGGGUAGAACGGAGAGGCAGAAUCAGAAAGAGGCCAGGGUUUUAGAUCUGUUCUGUAAGACCAUGGGCGACAUGAAAACCCCGGACUUUGAUGAUCUGCUUGCGGCCUUUGACAUUCCUGACAUGGUCGAUCCCAAGGCUGCCAUUGAAUCUGGCCAUGAAGACCAUGGGCAGCUAAAACAUAACGUCCACCAUGACGAUGACUCCCAUGUCCCCUCGGCCCCAGAUGUUGGAGUUAGUGUCAUUGUCAAGAAUGUCCGUAACUCUAACGACCACCCACUUUCUGACAAGGAGAUCCAUCCCUCGGUUGGAAAUGGGGUGCACAAUGGGUUCAUGGCAACGUUACCCAACAAAAACAGGUCCAGCAAAGGGAAUAGCAAGCUUCAGAAAAGUGGAAAUCAUGGAACAGAAGUGACUGGCUCCACAGCAAACCAGUUUAGUCCCAUUUCCAGUGCUGAUGAGUAUGAUGAGGAUGACAAGAUUGAAGUGGAUGACCCUGUAGACAGGCAAAACAAUGUACCUUCUUUCAGACCAAAUCCUCUUACAGGACUUUCCUCCUCACAGUCUUCUAAAGCUGUUUCAGGUGAUGGCUCUUCCAAGCCAGGAACUAAUGGCAACUGCAACCAUUCAAAAACUGAAAAGACCAACAGUACACUGGGAAACUCGACCGAUGCUUCAAAGUCAAAAAGAACAGAGGAGCAGCCCAAGGAGGUACUCAAGGCCCAAGAUGGAAAAGAAACAAGGGAACCUGUUGUUGCGUUGAGCAUGACAAAUAUCUCUCAAGCCAAGGCCAAGUCCUCGGCCAAGCUCUCGUCGUGCAUUGCUGCGAUUGCUGCUCUUAGUGCAAAGAAGGCUGGCACAGACUCAACAGCCCCUGAGCCUUUAGCCAGUAAACAAGACUCUCCCAGGGAGGCCAAGGAGAGCCCAAAGAUGACAGAAAGGCCUCCAGAGCAAGAAUCAGCCCUGGAGCUUGCCAAGAAAAUGGUCUCAAAACAACCCGAGAGCCCUUGCAGCGUUACCAGCGAGAACAGCAGUAAGGGGUCUCCCUCGUCCCCUGCAGGAUCCACCCCUGUCAUUCCUAAAGUCCGCAUUAAAACCAUUAAAACGUCUUCUGGUCAGAUCAAAAGGACUGUCACUAGAGUACUGCCUGAGUUUGACCCUGAAGGUCUGAAGAAGGGUAUCGACACAGGAUCUAUUGUAGUGUCUUCCCUCCUGUCCUCCCCAACUUCAUCCUCCGUUUUCUCGUCUUCUGGUCGGACACUACCCACCACAGUUGUAGCAACUUCUGCAGGCUCUGCAAUUGAAGUUACAAAGCAAAUGACCAUUAAACCUGUCGCUACUGCCUUCUUACCCGUCUCUGCGGUCAAAACAGCCGGUUCUCAGGUAAUCAACUUGAAACUGGCCAACAACACAACAGUAAAAGCUACAGUAAUUCCUGCCGCAUCAGUUCAGAGCGCCAGCAGUGCCAUCCUCAAAGCUGCCAAUGCUAUCCAGCAACAAACUGUCAUGGUGCCUGCUUCUAGCCUAACCAACACUAAACUUGUGCCAAAGACUGUCCAUCUCACCAACCUGAACCUUCUUCCCCAGACUGCAUCAGCUUCUGAGCUCCAUCAGGUCCUGUCCAAAUCCCAGCAACCCAUUAAGCAAGCCAUGAUGGCCGGCCAGACUUCUAAGAAAGUGUCCCGGGUGCAGGUCUUGGCCAGCUCCCAGAGUUCAGUCGUUGAAGCUUUCAACAAGGUCCUGAGCAGCAUCAAUCCUGUGCCAGUGUACGUGCCCAACCUUAGUCCUCCUUCCUCAGCUUGUAUCUCUCUGCCAUCCCGUGGCUACAAAUGUCUAGAAUGUGGCGACUCCUUCGCACUAGAGAAAAGCCUAACUCAGCAUUACGACCGAAGAAGUGUCCGUAUUGAAGUUACGUGCAACCACUGCGCCAAGAACUUGGUCUUCUACAAUAAGUGCAGCCUCCUCUCACAUGCCAGAAGCCACAAGGACAAAGGGGUUGUAAUGCAGUGUUCUCAUCUCAUUCUGAAGCCCAUCCCUGCCGACCAGAUGAUAUUAGCCCCAUCAGUUACCUCCAGUGCCCCCAUUUCCACAUCAAGCCAUGGUUCUUUAUCUGGCGGAAGUCAGGGAAAGAGCGACACAACGACUGUCAUUUCUGCACCCACUACAGCUCCAGCAGUCGCCGCCAUGCCUCUGGACGAAGAUGCCUCCAGAGUGUGUCGGUCAAAUCUUAAAUGCUUGGAGUGUAAUGAAGUGUUUCAGGAGGAGUCUUCUCUAGCCAUGCACUAUCAACAGGCUACUGAGUUGAAUGGACAGAAAACCUGCACCAUCUGCCAAAUGCUGCUUCCAAACCAGUGCAGCUUUGCCUCCCACCAGCGAAUCCAUCAGCACAAGUCUCCGUACAUCUGCCCUGAGUGCGGCGCCAUCUGUCGAUCCGUCCACUUUCAGUCCCACGUCACUAAAAACUGCCUACACUACACGCGGCGCGUGGGCUACCGAUGUAUCCACUGUAGUGUCAUCUUUGCUGAUGUCGCUGCCCUCAAGUCCCACAUCCAGAGUGCCCACUGUGAGAUCUUCUACAAAUGCCCCAUCUGUCCCAUGGCCUUCAAAUCUGCUCCAGGCACUCAUUCCCAUGCAUACACUCAGCACCCAGGGGUGAAGAUUGGAGAACCCAAGUUGAUCUACAAAUGCUCCAUGUGUGACACCGUCUUCACCCAGCAAACUUUGCUCUUCACCCACUUUGAUCAGCACAUAUCCAAUCAGAAAGUGUCUAUCUUUAAAUGCCCGGACUGCUCCAUGCACUACGCCCAAAAGCAGCUCAUGUUGGAGCACAUUAAGUCCACACAUGGCACCUUAAAGUCCGUUGAGGGUCCUCCCAACCUGGGUAUCAAUCUGCCUCUCAGCAGCAAGCCUAUUAACUCUAUGACCCCAACGCCCAACAGCAAAGAGGGGGCUGCUCUCAAUGGCCUAGAGAAGGGUGACAAGAAGCCCCCCUCCACCAUCAAGAAGACCAGUAAUGACACUGACCUCAAAAAAGCCCCACCCUCUUCUGCGUCAUCUUCAUGCCCUGGCUGGACCUGCAAGGAAUGCGACCGUCUCUUCACACAGAGAGAAGUUUUCAUCGCACAUAUGAAGAGAGAGCAUGGCAAGCAACUCAAGAAACAUCCGUGUCGUCAGUGUGACAAGUCCUUCAGCUCCUCCCACAGUCUGUGCAGACACAAUCGGAUCAAGCAUAAAGGAGUCCGGAAGGUCUAUUCUUGUUCACACUGUCCGGACUCCAGCCGCUCUUUCACUAAGAGACUGAUGCUGGAGAAACACAUUCAGCUGGUUCACCGAAUAAAGGAAAAGGAAGGAAAACCAGCAGUGGAGCCCAAGAGCACGGAGGAAUCCACCGCUAAAGGCCAGGUACGCAGUCCAAAGCGUAAGCUCAGCUCUGAAGGCGAGGGCACGGAGGAAGCGGGCGAGUGCACUGAGAAAGACCGAGGCGCAGGGCUUCCCAGCAAGCGCUGCAGGGACUCGACCUCACAGCCUCUAAAGAAACUGAAGGUGAACGUGUUCAAAACGCACAAGUGCGCCGUGUGCAGCUUCACCACCGAGGACCUGGUGCGCUUCCACGAGCACAUUCCACAGCACAAGAGCGACGGCUCGUCCUUCCAGUGCCGCGAGUGCGGCCUCUGCUACACCUCGCACCACUCGCUCGCCCGCCACCUCUUCAUCGUGCACAAGCUGAAGGAGCCGCCGGGACUCGGGCGCCACAGCGGCCAGCAGGAGAACACGCCGGCCCCCGAGGACACGCGCGGCAUCCCGGACACGCAGUGCAAAGUGUGCGCCAAGACCUUCGAGACUGAGGCAGCCUUAAACACACACAUGCGGACACACGGCAUGGCCUUCAUCAAGUCCAAGAGGAUGAGCACGGCUGAGAAGUAAAAAACAAACAAACAAUCAAACAAACACAAAACUGGGAUGUGAUGGGAUGGUAGCACUACUGCCCCCUUGUGGAAGGGUGGUUUUAAAAAAAAAUGUGAAAACCAAGAAAAAGGAUGGUAUAAGGUUGUCGUAAAGAUGAAGCUACAGCUGAAUGAUGAGUCUACAUACGCUCACAUAUAAAAACAAACAUAUACAUAUAUAAAUACACAUAUAUAUGAGAAAUGUAUAUUAUACACACAAAAACGUGCUUGUGUGUUUAAAUAUAUAUGUAAUAUAUUGAAAGUGGAUUUAUGUGUAUUUAAAUAUCUAUGAGAACACAUUUUGUACACUUUAUGAUAGAUGUUUGUAUGGGUGUUGUAUAGAUCUUUUUUAUAGGAUAUUUUGUGUUCGUUUUAGUUUCUUCUAGAACGCUCCGUUUGUUGUGCUCUCGAUCGAGCAGGACAUUAUUGUUGAACACUUAUUGUUGUUUUCGGGUUCGAUUUACAGACCAGUGUAAUUGGCGAAGUUCUAGUCCCUUAACUGCUGCUGGAUUCUGCAGAAUUCCCCCCCCCCCCCCCC
This is a messenger RNA of Astyanax mexicanus (Mexican tetra), 5081 nucleotides long. It is a transcript of the gene znf532, whose product is annotated as zinc finger protein 532. The transcript is spliced from 11 exons. Lineage: Eukaryota; Metazoa; Chordata; Actinopteri; Characiformes; Acestrorhamphidae. The record is from RefSeq and is a predicted model, not a curated record. The coding region runs from base 663 to 4523 and encodes 1286 amino acids.